AUGAAUUACGACCCGAUCCACGAUACUUACUCGGCCCCGGAACAGCCUUCCCAGCCGGCUUCCGGCGCCUCUCCCCAGCAGCACGAAGAUAAGCCAGAAUCAGGUGCUCAAGGCCAGGAACAGAACCCAGAGCCAGCGAAAGAUCUGGAUAGUGGAAACGCUGCUAAGGCGCCUGCUCAGACACCAGCGCAGACUCUGGAAUCUGAAAAUCAGCAUAGUUCGCCUCCUCAGACUCGUGGAGCUUGGAACCCAGAACCUCUGGCGCGUCAUGAACAGCAUCCUCCUCAGCCUGCCGUGGCUCCUUAUAAACCGUUUUCAAUUGAUAGUCUUAUGGGCGGCUCGGAACCGGCAGAACCUCCACAGUUCCAGAGAACUGAGCUUCCGAAGAUAGAUUUCCAGAGAACUGAGCCUCCUAGACCUGAGUUCCAGAGGACUGAACCUCCCAGACCUGAAAUUCAUAGGAACGAUCCUCCCAGACCUGAUUUCCAAAGAACUGAGCCUCCUAGAGAGGUCCAGAGCCAUGAAUUGCCUAGACCCGAGCCUGUUCAGAGACCUGAAGUGCCUGCUCAGCAUACGCUGGUGAAUUACCCGCCAGUGCACCAAAACGUCCAGCCACAGGCUUCUGAAGGUAAAUAUGACCCUGCAAGACCGCUUCCGCCUAUCGAUGGACGUUUAGGUGGGGACCAGGCGCCACCUCCAGAGCAUAAAUCGGCUCCUGAGCAUAAACCGGCUCCUGAGCCUGUAAAGGAAGAAUCUGCUGGUCUGCCGACCGAAACGGCUCCAGCAUACUCUCCAGAACAAGGCCAGCUUCCGUCUGAUUUCCGUGAAAUUUCUCGUGGCUAUAAGUACCUUAAAAAAGCCGAUGGUGAGCCAUUCUGGAGAAAAGAUAUUCAGUAUGACUUCCUUCAUGAGUUAUUCACCGACGAGACGAGGUGCUUCACGAACUACUUUCCUUACUGUGAGGUUACCAACGCUGCCAAUGGACCAAAACUCACCUUUUCAGAACUCUACGUGCGUACUUUGGCAGAAUCUAAUAAACUGUCGAAGAUUCUUCGUGAACGUUUAAUCAAAGAAAAAGACAUGGGCGUUGCAGUCAGCAAAGUCUGUCUUUUGGUUAACGCAGGCAGAAUGAACACCACUGUCAAUUUCGUUCCAGAUAUGCGUUCUGCUCUUCGAACGUACCAUCUGAUUCCUUCGCUUCAAACUUCUGGUUCGGGUGAUUCACGGCCUUUGCAAGAUACUCCUCGUUUGAAAACUAUCCUUAAAGCCGUAUGUGAUGACCAGAAACACCUACUUACCUUGCUUGAUCUUUUCAAGAACCGCAACACGAAAAGACCAAACACUAACGUUAUCAAAUUGAUUUUCCUAAUGUCGACAUUCUUUCAAAAUAUCCCUUUCCAUUACGACGACUCUUACGAGCAUGAUUCCUUCCUGGAGAAGUUCCGUUUCAUCAAGGCCUCCCCUGGCCCUCAAAAUAAGUUUAUGGAGUUCUUUUUGAAUGACGAAAUCCACCCCAAGUGCCGUUCUCGCAGGUUCCUCUGGCUCAUGUAUACCUACUUGGAAACCAACUUUACGCCUGAAGAAGUGGCAGAGAACCCUUUCAACCCGCAUGCUAUCCCACCUUUGGAGUACAUUCCAGAAGCUGAGUUGCCUAAUUACGACGUUGAUGCUGACUUCGAAGUGGAAUAUGCCAUAAAGAUGUACCACACGCGAAUGAUGCACUUGAGCGCAGAUGCACACAACCCACUUCCAAAGAAAGGCAACAAGAGCAGGCGAGAACGUCAAAAGAUUCAGCAUCAGUUGAAUGACGGAUCUAGUACUACUCCAGCGCCUUACGCGGAAGAGCAAGACGAUCUGAUGAACGUUGAUGAUACCACAAUUGUUCAUCAAGAAGAACCGGUCGAACCUGUCAAGCAGGUUAAACCAGAACCUCCAGCAGCACCAGAAGUUCCAGAGCCUCCUGUUCAGCAACCCGUGGUAGCUGAAUCUUCCAGCACCUCGUCUGGCUCGCAAGGAAACGAUAAAGCUCCUGCUGAAAAAGUCCACAAACGUAAGAGACCUGCUCCCUCUGUUGGGUCUCUUGUUGAAGACACUAGAAAGCCAGUUCUUGCGGAAGAGAGACAAAGGCUCACUACUCCUGAAUUCCCAAUUGAAGGGCUCCAGGAAUUACGUGAACGUUAUGCCAUUACCACUCCGGCUAAUCUUUAUAAGCCACUUUCCAAAGAGGGCCCACUUUCUGCCGCUGGUAGGAAGGAAGUUGCCAGUAAGCUGAAGCCUACGGUCGACCUAGUGUCUAAGACGCUUCCACGGAAGUUUGAAUCUACAAAAGAAAAAAUGCUACGCUGGCUCCAUGACUACUUCGAGUAUAGAAGAGCAACUGGCAGUGGAUUGGUUGGUAUCGAGUGGGAAGACAUCAGAAGUGAUGUUUCCAAUGGUAUUGAAGCGUAUGUGUAUCAGCAGGAGGGCAAGCAGCACCUCAUACAAAAGUAUGAAAAGGUCAGGGACGAUGAUGAAUUCGACGUGGAGAUAAAACGUGAGACCUUUUCCAAUGGUCCCAACCUUGGCGACAGCGCCCCAGUUGACAUUGGUGCUGUUGAGAAUUAUGGUGCUGGCUAUGAGCCAGACAGAGACUUUAACAAGGUCAACGAACGCAGGGUUUUCGAGCUCGGCUUGUUGGAACUUCUUCAUGAAGCGAUUGCCAAGAAGAAGUCCAAGAGACCAAAGUUCAGCCGUAUUUCGUUUGACUUGGACAAUGGUACUCUUUCAUUUUAA
Messenger RNA from Candidozyma haemuli, 2772 nucleotides. RefSeq lists its product as uncharacterized. The transcript has a single exon. The record is from RefSeq and is a predicted model, not a curated record. Lineage: Eukaryota; Fungi; Ascomycota; Pichiomycetes; Serinales; Metschnikowiaceae. Bases 1 to 2772 code for a protein of 923 amino acids. Gene Ontology annotation, cellular component: Ino80 complex.